Messenger RNA from Suillus fuscotomentosus, 570 nucleotides. RefSeq lists its product as uncharacterized. NCBI's taxonomy places the organism in Eukaryota, Fungi, Basidiomycota, Agaricomycetes, Boletales, Suillaceae. The record is from RefSeq and is a predicted model, not a curated record. The annotation marks the transcript as partial. The transcript has a single exon.
UUAGCACAAGCGUGUGGAGCUGCAGAGAUCAAUGCACGAUGCCGUCGGUUACCUCCCAACCAUCAUAUCCGACUAUUCAUGAAGGGUAUUACCAGUCUCAGUCACCUCAGUGGUACUGAACACAGCCAAAUAUGUCGCUUCCUCCUUGGCAUCAUUAUUGACAUCCGGCUUCCCGGAAAUCUUGCUUCGUCUCGCCUUCUAAAGGCUGUACACGGUCUCCUCGACUUCCUCUACCUUGCGCAAUAUCCAUGUCAUAGCUCUGAAACAUUACUUUUACUAGAUGAAGCUCGCGCACUCUUUCACGACAACAAGGAGAUAUUUGUUGACCUUGGAAUCCGAAACAACUUCAACCUUCCAAAACUCCAUGCAAUAUGUCAUUAUACGUCUAUGAUUCGGAUGUUUGGGACAACGGAUAACUACAACACCGAGUACACUGAAAGGCUGCAUAUAGAUCUCGCCAAGGAUGCCUAUCAUGCUACCAAUCACAAGCACAAAUUCACGCAGAUGACACGAUGGCUAGAACGAAAGGAGAAGAUCAUCUGUCACGAGCAGUACAUAAAAUGGCGCCUU